AUGCCUCCUUCUAUUCACAAAUGGAAUCAUCAGUACGCAAUUUUGUCCACUGUGGCGUUUCCCCACAAAAGGAUAUUAUUCGCAGGCACUCAUGACUCUAAGAUCUUAUGCUUUGAUCUCACGACUUACAACUUGGCCAAAACAAUCUGUCUUGGCGAUACUGAAGAGACGCACACCAGAUCCAGUGUGCUAUGCAUGACGAAAUCGCAGGAUGAACGCUUUCUAUUUUCAGCAGGCGCAGACUCGCUAGUGCGGAUCUGGUCGGUCGACAGCCUCACUGCCAGCGGAAACAUUACAAUAACAGAGGUUGGUACGCUAUACUCGCUACUCGAUAUUGGUGAUAUUUUCUCUCUCAAAUACCUAGACGCGCAUCAAACAAUUGUUUUCGGUUGCCAAAAUGCUAACAUGCUUUACUUGCCCCAUGUCAUGGAUUCUGUGAAUCGAAAAACUCAGGCAGAAGACUUGAAUAAGUUGCCACAUCGUCGUUUCGAUAGAUUCUUUGAUUCUACAGGUCCAGGCGUACGUCCGAUUGUUGCGAACGCAACCCCUCCUCCAGAACCAGAGGAACUGGAGCAUGUAAUAAUAGAAAUUCCACCCGAAUACAUUAUACCUUACGCACACAACAGUUUCAUCUACUCAACCCAGCCCUUGAAAGGGCAAAAUGGAAAUUUGCCCACGCAUUUCUAUACUGAUGGUAUGACUAAAGAAAAUACAGACUUCAUCGUAUCAGGCGGCGGCGAUGGUAUGAGCAAGAUAUGGGCUUUGUCACAGGAAGCUGGGGGCUACAUGAAGCCAAGGUUGAUUACAGAAAUGAACAAUGAGGAGAGUGUCCUGUGCCAAAUAGUUUCUUUCCCAUUUUUAUAUUGUGGUCUGAGCGAUGGUUUGAUAAAAAUGUGGGAUCUCAACACCAAGGAGCUUGUAUCAACUUUCCAAGCGCCAAGCAAGUGCGAUAUCGUUUCAAUCAGUGUCUACAAAGACCACAUCUUUGCCACUCACCAAAAAGGGGUAACAAAGUUUUAUCGGGAUGAAGUCUACCAAUGGAAUGCACAUCAAGGGCUAGUUUUAAGUGCAGAGCUACUUAGAAGAAAAUGCACCGGAUACAGCCACUUAAGGCUUGCCACCGGUGGCAACGACGGUGCAUUGACCUUGUGGAAUGUCAACAGACUGGUAGGGGAAGAGGAUGAAAACGAGAUCAACAACAUAUCAUCUGCAAGCGCUUACGUGUCAUCUCAUAUCGACAUAAAAAGUAGGGAAAAAUACAACGCUCAACUUGUGGAUCACGACAACAUGUUCGAAACUUUAAGAGAAUUAAUCAGCUUCAAGACGGUUUCUGCACUCACAGAUACCCAAUACGUGAUCGAUUUGCGCCGUUGUGCCUCUUUUCUACAGGAGCUCUUCACAAAAUUGGGGGCGGCAUGCACACUUUUGACCAUCAAGAAUGGUUGCAGUCCUCUCAUUCACGCGCAGUUUCACGGCAAAGCGCAAAAAAAGAAGAAGAUACUUUGGUAUGGACACUACGAUAUUAUUUCCCCUGGAGAUCCCUCGAGAUGGAAAACCGACCCCUUCACCUUAACGUGCGAGAAUGGCUACUUAAAAGGAAGAGGCGUUACUGACAAUAAAGGACCUCUUGUUGCAGCAAUGUACAGCGUUGGUUCUGCUUUCCUGAAAGGGGAACUCUUAAAUGAUGUGGUAUUUCUAAUUGAAGGUCAGGAAGAAUCGAGCUCGCAAGGAUUUGCUGAGACUAUCAACAAACACCGUGACUUAAUUGGUAACGACGUCGAUUGGGUGUUGUUCAGUAAUUCCUACUGGGUCGACGACAAAGUCCCCUGUCUCAACUACGGUUUGCGAGGCGUAAUCAAUGCUCGCAUAACAGUCUGGAACAACGAACCUGACAAGCAUUCGGGGUUUGACGGUGGAACUGAUAGGGAGCCCACCGCAGAUUUGAUAAGUGUGACAUCGAAGUUACAAGACGAUGAUGGUCGAGUGUUAAUACCCGGAUUUUACGAACCACUUAAGCAAUUGAGCGCUGAGGAAGAGAUACACUUCAAGGAAAUUCUGAAAAGAACCAACGUAUGCAAAUCUAUUUCGCUAGAAAAGCUUAGGGCCAAGUGGACCAAACCUUCGCUCUCCGUGACUAACAUGAAGGUUUCUGGUCCGGGAAACGUUACCGUCAUUCCCAGUAGCGCUUCAGUUACGGUAUCUAUUCGCAUUGUCCCGGAGCAGGACGUUGCAGACAUUAAAAACUCAUUGGAGCAGUACGUGAAUGAAUGCUUCAAAAAACUAAAAACAAACAACAAGCUGACGUUGGAGACUCUGAACACGGCAGAGCCCUGGUUGGGUGAUCCAAAAAAUUCAGCAUACCAAGUUUUAAGAGAAGAAAUUCAAGAAGCUUGGGGCGCCGAUCCUCUGUUGGUCAGAGAGGGUGGCUCCAUUCCGCAGAUUCGUUUCCUUGAGCGCGUAUUGAGGGCCCCAGCUGUUCAGGUUCCCUGUGGACAAUCAACUGACAAUGCCCAUCUUGACAAUGAAAGAUUGCGCAUCGAGAAUUGGUAUAAGAUGCGGCAAAUCUUGCAUAAAGCCUUCAACAGACUCUAA
This is a messenger RNA of Lachancea thermotolerans CBS 6340, 2592 nucleotides long. It is a transcript of the gene DUG2, whose product is annotated as glutamine amidotransferase subunit DUG2. Gene Ontology annotation, biological process: glutathione catabolic process; proteolysis. Bases 1 to 2592 code for a protein of 863 amino acids. The transcript has a single exon. The record is from RefSeq and is a predicted model, not a curated record. Gene Ontology annotation, molecular function: peptidase activity; protein binding. Lineage: Eukaryota; Fungi; Ascomycota; Saccharomycetes; Saccharomycetales; Saccharomycetaceae.